Molecule: messenger RNA, 3759 nt
Organism: Tarenaya hassleriana
Lineage: Eukaryota; Viridiplantae; Streptophyta; Magnoliopsida; Brassicales; Cleomaceae
Product: protein SMG7L
Exons: 5
Coding region: 827-3481 (884 amino acids)
Biological process (GO): nuclear-transcribed mRNA catabolic process, nonsense-mediated decay
Cellular component (GO): telomerase holoenzyme complex
Molecular function (GO): telomeric repeat DNA binding; protein binding; telomerase RNA binding
Source: RefSeq, a predicted model, not a curated record
AAGCCAAGAAAUUAUGGAUUAGAUAAGCUUCCACUUUCUUCACGAGGUCUUCAUCGUCAUCAUCGGCCACCUUUCUACUUUGUCCAUUUCACAACUGACCCAAAAAUCUCUCUCUCUCUCUCUCUCUCUCUCUCUCUCUCCCCAUGUGUGAGGCUCUGCUUGGCCGCUUGCGCCUUUAAUUUCUUGCAUCCCAACGUCCGUACAUCAACGUUUCUUCUGGGAAGUCCCCGUCGAGUAUGUCUUUUCGAUUCCUUACUGAGACAAAAGGGACUUUCUUCGAUCUCCUUCUCUCUUUUGCUUUUUCUUGCUUGUUUCUCUCUGCUUCUGCUUCUGCUUCUGCGACAGUGAUUUCUGCUGCUUGAUCUCAUCUGGGUUUUCCUUCCUUUCUGAAAUUGAUCUUGAACUCUGGUGUUCUUGAACCUAAAUUCCCCCCCUUUUUUCCAGAAGUUUUUCUGCAUUUUGUUGCGACUUUUGCGAGUUUCACUUCCUGGGUUUCCUUUGUUCGUGCUAAAGAUUGCGACUUGGGUUUUGCAUAAUCCAGCUCGAUGAGAAUCUCUUGUCGGCCAAGCAGUUUGAAGUUUGAACAGCUCUCUCUUAGCCGAUGAUUGAGUUCUUGUCUGUAAUCUCUACGGUGUUCGUUCCCUUCUUGCGCUGAUUACUGAAAGAAAUCAUGAAUCUUCAGCAGUUUGACACUUAUCCUGUGUUCUCUCUAACGCUCAGUUGCUGAAUUCAGGACAUCCUCGGAGAUUUUUCCAGGAAAAAUCAACAGACGCGAUCAUGAAGGAAAAGCAUAGUUUCCUGGUCGAGGUAAAGAGAUAGGAGAAACAUGAACUUGGUGAAUAGCAUAGAGAAACAGUUGUGGACAUCGAUCCAUUCAAAGGGCAUACUGCAUCACGAUGUCCGGGAUUCAUACGAGAAGGCGGGUUCUACUUACGAGAGAAUCUUCACAAGUGAUCUAACGCAGGAGGAGCUGCAAGAUGUCGAAUUCUCUCUGUGGAAGCUCCAUUACAAACACAUUGACGAGUUUCGGAAAGGAGUUAAACCAAGCUCUGUCGAUUCAUCGGGUAGAAGGAUUUCAGACAGCCAUGUAGAAGCAUUCAAGUCGUUUCUGUCACGAGCAACCGAAUUUUACAAGAACCUGAUCUCGAAAGCGAGAAGACACUUUGGAGUCUCUGAGGGAGAGGAAAGCUUUCCGCCGUUUCACGAACCAAAAGUACUGAAAUGCAGAUUCCUGUGCCAUCGUUUCUGCAUUUGUCUCGGAGAUCUUGCAAGGUAUAGAGAGCAAUAUCUGAAAACGGGCGACCGUCCUAACUGGUCGGCCGCAGCAGCACACUACCUGGAGGCUGCAGUAACUUGGCCAGACAGUGGAAAUCCCCAUAACCAGCUGGCUGUAUUGGCGACAUACGUUGGUGACGAGUUCCUGGCUCUGUACCAUUGCAUUAGAAGCUUAGCUGUGAAAGAACCUUUUCCCGGUGCCUGGAACAAUCUCCUUCUGUUGUUCGAGAAGAACAGAUCAUCUCAUCUGCAAUCUCUGUCGGCCGAUGUUUCGUUUAAUUUCUUAAACCCGUCGGAGAGAAGUGGCUUCACAAGCUGCAGUCCCUCACAAGACAGAGAGAUUAUUACAGGGACGAAGUUGUGGCCACUGGUCGUGAGGACAACAAGCUUCUUCUUCCUUAAAUCCGGCUUGGAUGAGUUUCCUUGUGCUUUUGCAUCAACUAUGAGAGAGUUGGAUGCAUUGCUUGGAGCAGAUGAUGAGGAUCUAAAGGGCAUGUCAGAAUCCUAUCUUCUUAUGGAUUCAGCAAGAGAAGGCCCUUUCAGGUUCCUUCAACUUGUUUCGGUUUUCGUCUUCGUCUUCCACAACUUAACCCCCGAGCACGAGACGGAUGGAUCACAUGACAAGAAGGAUGAGGUCGCACGGCUUACACGGCUAGGGUUGAUCACUACAUUCGUUAUUAUGGGGCGAAUCAUCGAACGGUGUUUGAGGAGAUAUCCCUUUGAAUCUUGCCCACUUUUACCGGCUAUUCUCGAAUUUUUGGAGUACUUACCACCUGUGCUUGACAAAGCGGAGGAAUGCGGGUUUGAUGACGAGAGCGAGGCCGCAAUGUCCUACUUCUUCGGCUCUCUUGUUGAUCUCUUGAAUCAGCUAAAGAAGCAGGGAGAGUACCCAUCUCCUGAAUUGGUAGCUCUUUGGGAGGAUCAUGAGUUGAGGGCCUUUGCUCCUCUGGCUAGUGUACAUGCACGUUUGGAUUUCUCGAGUCAUCGGGACCUAAGAGAGGGUUUUGACAGAGGGAACAAGCUCCGUCUUCAUCGGAUCAAGAAAUCUGGUUUCGAGAUUGCAAGUAGGCAGACGGGUUCUCGGAAGUGGAUCUCCUGGGACGAACAGGAGGCUUGUUUCUUCAUGGCUUCAAAUCUAAACACAGAUCGAAAAGCGUCAAAUGGAGAAUCUGUUGCUGAGAAAGACGGAGAUAAUGAAAAAUAUGUUACUACAAGAACCGAAGUUGUCGUUCCUGCAGAAGAGGAGGAAGUCAUUCUACUCAAACCUCUCGCGAGGUGUCAAUCUGCUCCGCUCUAUUCUUCUUCGGGAAACACAAGAGAGGAUCUUGAAGGGAACCAAACAAGUACAUCUGAUGAUAACCUGCGACGAACAGCAUCAGAUUUCAGCUUCGGCGAAGAUUCUACAGAGACAGAGUCAUCACCUUCCUUUCCAGAAGGCGGUAUCUCGGGAAGACCCCCGUCCCUGAGUGCUUGGGUAGUGGACAGCGAAAAGGAAAACGGAAGAUUCGGCACUGGUAAACACAAUGGGUUGAGCCCCAUUGAUGAAACAGCUCCUGUUACAUCCUUUGAUGAUCUCUCUAUCAGCAAAACCGAGCAGCAUUCUUUCACUAGCAGCUCUUCUUCCUAUUCACCUCCCACUCCUUCUGCUCCAUUACUUCCAGAAGAUGCUUCCUGGUUUCAAGAAAGCACCAUCAACAAGGGAGAGAAUGCUUACAUACCGAAUGGAAAUAGAGAACCUGGUCUGCUCGGUUAUGGACUGCCUCUCCCGGGUUUCAUGAAACCAUACACGAACCCACCGUUUGUUGGAAUUUCCUCGUCUGAAUGGCUUCGUCGGUACAGACAGAGCCAGAAUCUUGGACAGGGAAAUUACCAUAAUGACUUGAGGAACUUUCUCGUGCACGAGUCCACCAAGUUCAGUCUCUUUGACAGGUACGGAACACCAAGUGAUCACCCGAUGGUUCGGUCAGAGAACUCGCUGUCGUACCCCGGAUUGGAUAAUCAGUUCCACAUGCAACCCGAUUACGAGUCUAGAGGAGAGAGGCUGAUCCAAGGUUACCAAAGAACGGAGGGAUUUGGCUUCGGGAUAAUUCCCGGCGAGCUCAGCGACGACCCGAGGCCGUUUCUUCAGUAUUUGAAAGACAAAGAAUGGCUGACAGAGCAUAAUCAGAGGUUAAGAGGUCAUUCUCCCGCUUACAUGAACAACUAAACCGCCCAAAACCAGACAGGAAAACCGGCUUCUUACAUGAGAUUACAGAAACUGUCAAGUAACAUAACUCAAAGUGCAGCUUUUCUGAGGAUGAAGAUGUAAACACUCUCCUGUUGGACACCCUGGAGAAUGUGUUUAGUUUGGCUGCUUGCUUCAUAUGCAAUAUGUCAUUUUUUUUUUCCAGAAACAUUACCAAUACUUGAUUUUGGAUACUCUAUUCUUAUUCAAUAACAAAGAAAAGAGAGGGCAAACAAGAAAAAGGAAAAGAUAGAGGAAUA